AUGUGGUCGUCAUCCAUCCCAACUGUGCUAACCCUGCUACUGGCCGUAUCCGGCUCAGUAGCUAACAAAGAUAAGGAGCACAGAAAGAGUUGUGUGGUCAAAAGCGGCGGCAGCAAUGCUACUGACGAUGCGCCGGCAAUUCUGAAGGCGUUCAAGAAGUGUGGUCAUAAGGGGAGGGUCGUUUUUGAGCCGACCAAUUACUACGUCAACUCGGUCAUGAACAUUGACUGGCUCAAGGAUGUUGACGUUGAUAUCUACGGCACUCUUCUGUGGAGUACUGAUAUCCAAUACUGGCUCAAAAACUCGAUGGAUGUCGGGUACCAGAACCAGUCUACCGCAUUGAUAAUUGGCGGUGAUAAUGUUCGCAUCAAUGGCCAUGGGACAGGAACGUUUGAUGGUAAUGGCGAUUACUGGUACCAAUGGAUCAGACAGCAGCCGAACACUUCCAACUAUCCCGGCCGGCCACAUGCUGUGACCUUCGGUAACCUCACCAACUCGGUCGUUAAAGGUCUCACAUUCCUAAGGAGCCAGAUGUGGACUAUGUCUAUCAUCUACUCCCACAAUGUCCUGCUUGACAGCAUUCUUGUUAACAACACUGGAAACUGGGCACAGAGCUCCAACACCGACGGAGCGGAUACCAUCCGGUCGUCUCACAUUACGUUUAACAACUGGACCGUUUACAACGGAGACGACAGUUUGUCGAUGAAGGCCAACAGCACCGAUAUCACCAUCAAGAACUGCAAGUUCCACAACGGCUUGGGCAUCGCGAUGGGAAGCAUUGGGCAGUACAAUGGCCAAUAUGAGACCAUUGAGAGAGUUACGGCCGAGAACAUCGAAUACGUCAACACACUUCAUGCUUUCUAUAUCAAGACCUGGACAGCCGACCAGAACGGCUACCCACCUAAUGGAGGCGGCGGUGGUCUCGGGUUCGCAUCCGGCAUGACGCUUAAAAACCUGACCACAACCGGCCUCCGGGGUGCCGCCUUUGCCAUCUCGCAGUGUACUCGAUUUUCCGGUGCUCCGGGUGUGGGCAACUGCACCAACUCUGAGUUCCAGAUCCGAAACGUGGAGAUCGACGGCCUCUACGGCGAUAGCAAGUCAGCGAGGGUGGCGAGUCUGCAAUGCAGCGCCGUGGCGCCCUGCACAAAUAUCACUAUGGUCAAUGUUGGGUUGCACCUUACCAGCGGCGCUCCUGCUGCGGAGUACCUGUGCGGCAAUGUUGCGAACCCGAGCGGAUUUAAUUGCACUGGCACACCUUGCGUUGGGGGAAGCGCUACGGGGGAGUCAGAGCUCGGCAAAGAGACUGCUGCCUCCGGAUUCGUGCAUCUCGUCAACCUCUUUCGUCCCUUUGACGAAUUAUUUCUGGGCCUAUGGAAUGGUACACUUUCUGCGUGUUCCGUUGACUGGCUCGUGAGCCUUGAUGAGCACGUGAGAAACUCUGCCUCGGCGUCUCUUGAUAUCACGGAUAUCCAGAUGGUGAACCUGCUUGUUACUCAGCAAUGGCUGCGGCUAAUUGUGUGGCAACUCUCCAACAAACUUGGAUUUCUGUCCAGUGUAUCGAGUCACGAAUCAUUAAAUUUCCAGUACCCGAUCCAAAUCGCACGAGAUCUCACGAUUUCGACUUGCAGACUACCGCAACAGAGCAUGGAGAUUCACGGGAUCGGCCUGGUAGAAAAGCUAUUCGAUGUAGCCUAUGUCCUUAUCGACGUAAUUGCUUAUACACCUCCUUCUGCGCCAGAGCCUCCAAUAUCCGACCUCGGGCCUAAAGACUAUUUGACAUAUAUUUUGUCCUUGGUAGCCAAGUUGCGCGGUGGAGAAGAUAGGUUUCUGCCUCUCCUCCAAGAAAAGAUUUCCCAAGUUCUGCCGAACUUUCUGAAUCCCUUAACGUGGUCCUUGCCUUUGGCAUCUUUCUUGGAGAAUCCAGCUUCGCCGUCCGAAAAAUUCAGCCCUGGCGAAGGUGAAGGGUGGACCGGUCACGAUAUGGAAGACCAUUCAUUCCGUCAGCCUUCCAUGAGCUAA
Messenger RNA from Pseudogymnoascus verrucosus, 2019 nucleotides. RefSeq lists its product as uncharacterized. Gene Ontology annotation, molecular function: polygalacturonase activity. NCBI's taxonomy places the organism in Eukaryota, Fungi, Ascomycota, Leotiomycetes, Thelebolales, Thelebolaceae. Gene Ontology annotation, biological process: carbohydrate metabolic process. Bases 1 to 2019 code for a protein of 672 amino acids. The transcript is spliced from 8 exons. The record is from RefSeq and is a predicted model, not a curated record.